Molecule: messenger RNA, 3382 nt
Organism: Bombyx mandarina (wild silkworm)
Lineage: Eukaryota; Metazoa; Arthropoda; Insecta; Lepidoptera; Bombycidae
Product: aminopeptidase N
Biological process (GO): proteolysis
Cellular component (GO): cytoplasm; membrane
Molecular function (GO): zinc ion binding; metallopeptidase activity
Source: RefSeq, a predicted model, not a curated record
GGGCCGGUCCAGAAGCGGUCUGCCACUCCGACAGACCUCAAGGCACGACGUGGAGGAUUAGAACAAGAUGAAUAUAGAAGUGAUCCUGCUUGCGGCUCUGGGAGCCUGCGUGGCGUAUUCCCUCCCACCGGAAGAGGUAUCUGCUAGUCACAUUAUCAAAGCAAGAAGCAUCGACCUCAAUAACGCAUAUGGGCUCGCUAUGGAAACCCGUUUGGAGAAGAUCGUGGAGCCGACUGGAUACAAGCUGGACUUAGAGCCGUUCCUCGACGACGGAGUCUACAGAGGAACCGUGAAAAUUCAACUGAAGUGGCUGCAAGAGUCCGAUGAGCUCAGUUUGCACUGUGACCAUGAGCUUGGCAUUAGCUUUUGGGACGUACAAGCGUAUCCAGCGUCUGACGCGGAACAUCCAGUAGAACGUGUCGUUGUGAAGGAGCUUCGUAUGGACGUCAAAAAGCCGAUAUUAACUUUGUAUUUCGAAAAACCGAUCCCCAAGGGAACCGAAGGACAUAUAGAGUUGACGUAUCGAGGCAAUAUUCACAUGGGUGUCACCGAGGGAUUCUUCAAAUCUACGUACACGACAGAUCAGAGUGAAGAGAUUAUGGUAGCAGCCACACAGCUUCGUCCAAACAACGCGCGGCGUAUGUUCCCCUGCUUCGACGAGCCGGGAUACAAGACCCCGUUCGAAAUCAGCGUAGCACGACCCCGGAACAUGGUAGCCCUCAGCAAUACUCCGAUCGCGAGAACCGAGAAUAUAACCGGAGAACCGAAUGCAGUGACGGAUUACUUCGAGGUAACGCCUCCGAUGUCCACGUUUACUGUUGGUCUAGUCAUCGCCGAUUUAAAGCAACUGGGUAACACUGUGCAUUACAAGGAUGACAAUGGAAACGAUAUUGAACUGCGCGUGUGGGGACGAAAAGAAUACCUUCAAGCGUUGGACGGCGUCGGCGAAAAAUUCCUCAAAGUGUUCAGUGAGGUAGCGAACAUGUGGCAAAUUCCUUUACCGCUAAAGAAAUUGGAUAUGGUCGCAUUACCAAACUACCAGGGCGUCAGGCCGGCUGAUAACUGGGGCCUGAUAGUGUUCAAAGAGAGCGAGUUGAGCAACUGUAAAACUGUCCUUCUAGUCAAUGAGGUACUGUACCAGUGGUUGGGAGUGUACGUGACUCCUGCUUGGUGGUCCGACGCUCAUAUAAACAAAGCCUUAGUCAAUUCUUUGGCUGUUGAGAUUUAUUUUAAGAUCAACAAUGGCUCGGACAUGGACGGAGACCGGCCCAUCGGUGGCCUUUACUCUAUUUACUAUGAGUACAGCAAACGUUAUCCGCAUUCAAGAAUAACUGGUAUAAAGCAAGACGCUAUUGCGACCAAAAUAACAUUACUGUUCAGGACAUUGAACUAUACACUCGGUGGAAAUACACUGAAGAAAGGCUUAAGGACUUUCUUGCUUGAACAUAAAUACAAGACUUUUGUUGGUGACGACAUAUGGAAUGCGCUAACUAAAUCUGCUAUUGACGACGGUAAAAUCAGCAAAGACAUAGAUCUGAAAAUUGUAGCCAAGAGCUGGAUCGAGAAAGAUCGAUUGCCAUUUCUGACUGUUGAAAGGAAGAAUGAUGGGAAGACUGUUGUACUUACUCAGAAAGUAUUCCUACGAGAUCGUCCACACGACCUUCCAGACGCGGACAGGUUGACGUGGUGGCUCCCGGUUGUGAUCGUAAGAGAGGAUAAUCUGGACUUCAGUAAAACUACCCCAUUAGUUUGGAUGAAGAACGUAAAGGAAUUGACUAUCAAUGAUAUGCCAACCAAGGACAAGUUCAUUAUUAUCAACUCCGAAGAGAUCGCACCUUACCUUGUGAACUACGACAAGGACACUUGGUAUCUCUUAUCCAAGUUCCUGCAGAGUGAAAAGCGCACACAGAUCCCAGCCAUAACCCGAGCCAAACUUUUACACGACGCAUGGAACUUGGCUUAUGCCGGUGAACUCUCCUUUGCCACUGCGCUGAAUAUGACUUUAUUUUUGAAGACGGAGGAAGACCAUUUGGUCUGGGAGGCUGUGUUUCCUAUGCUGGAUCAUGUCGGAAGGCAUAUUUGUAUGUGUAUUCAAGGAAAAUUCCAGGCAUACGGUAGACAUCUUUUGUUGCAAAUCUAUGAAAAACUAGGAAAAGAAGAGAAGGAAGGCGAAGAGAAGUGGAAAACGAAUCUGAGGUGCACUGUGAAAAGUUUUCUUUGCAGCAACGGGUACAAGCCUUGUGUCAAGGACGCCCAGGAACACUACGCUAAAUGGAUGCAAGCUAAGAAUCCUGAUGAAGGAAACCCAAUUGCAAACCAGUACAUUGGCCCGGUCUUCACGUACGGUACCAGAAAGGAAUGGGAAUUUGGCCUUCAGCGCGUCAUCAACUUUCCUCCGUCGAGGAAGCAAAGUGAAAGAACUUACCUCCUGAAGACUUUAGCUGGCUGCCCCAUUGAAGAGUACAAGAUUAACAGGCUCCUGAACAUAACGCUGCUGGAAGGAAACGGCAACUUCACUGAUACGGAUCUCUUCCUCAUAUUCAGUAUGCUUACUGGUGGAUCACAGGGGUACACGACCCUGUUCCAUUUCUUGAACAACAAUUGGGCAGUUUUAAAGGAGAAGUUCGCGAGCAAAACGAAUCUAUGGGACAGUCUGAUUUCGGCAGCCACAGGACAAUUCACGACCCAAGAGGGACUCGAUCUAGUGUCCAACUUAUACGUAGCUCACCAGGGCGAAUUCGGGUCUGCCGAACACAUCAUAGAGACUUCCAUGAAGAAGAUACGCGAAGAAGCCAAAUGGUCCAUCGAGAACAUACCGGUCAUAGAAAAAUGGCUCGAUGACUAUCUAGCUAGAUACGGAGUCAAAGACGAAUUGUUGGUUCAAAACUAAUGAUAUCACGAAAUUUAUAAAAACGAUGGGUUCUUACGAUUUUAAAAUUUAUUGAAAUGCAUUAUUUGGUUUAUUUAAAAAGAAAUGCGUCUUUAAAGGGUUCAGAAAAAAAGUGUGUUCCGUGAGUUCAAAGCUAUUUAUGAAGUUCAUCUUCUACUCAUAUUAUCCAUAUAGAUGCAUAGCACUAAAAUAAUGGGAAAUCAAUAAAUUUUAAAUUAGUAGCAAGAAUCCAUCGCGUUAGCAUUCUUUACAUUAGAAAUUGCUCUUUAAUUAAUUGUAUGACUUUAUUCUUCAGUUAGUGUCACUUUUUUUUCUCUAAUAUUAGGACGACGAAUGUUUAUAGAUGUUCAUUAUGAUAUCAUUGUUUAUAGGAUAGGUGUACUUGUAGAUUUUGCAGACAAUAAUUAUAAAUCUAGAAUUUAUUUUAAACAGGAAUUUAUUUGUAAAAGCACUUGUAAACUAUGUGUUUAUAGUUAAUAAAUUUGUAUAAAA